AUGGCUCAACUUUUCUCACUGAAAAGCAUGAGCUGUAUCAAGAAAUGUGGAUAUUUGAUGCAUGCAAGAGCAAUAAGUACCAAUGGACAGAAAUACAGCAGCCAACAUUCGGACUAUCUGCACAGGAGUAUUGUGCCGACAAUGCAUUACCAGAAGAGUCUGCCCAGGUUGCCAAUACCCAAACUAGAGGACACUAUUAGAAGAUAUUUAGCUGCUCAGAGACCUCUUCUGGAUGACGACCAGUUCAGAAACACAGAGAAAAUUGCAGAAGAUUUCAAGAAUGGAGUGGGAAAGCAACUGCACAAAGAACUGGUCGCUCAGGACAAAAAUAAUAAACACACGAGCUACACGGCAGCACUUACUUUUGACGAAUACCUCUGUGAACGGGACUCUGUCGUCAUCAACUCUAACCCCUUCGUGUGCUUCAGUCCCGACCCCAAACCAGAAUACAACGACCAGCUCAUCCGUGCCACCAACAUUGUGUGUUCCAUCGUUCGUUAUGUGAAAACACUGAGAGCAGGAGUACUAGAACCUGAAGUCUUCCACAUGAACCCUGCUAAAAGUGACACAGACCAAUUCAAAAAGUUCAUCCGUUGGGUUCCCUCCUCGCUGUCCUGCUAUGCAGCCUACCUGGUCAACGCAUAUCCUUUGGACAUGUCCCAGUAUUUACAGCUUUUCAAUUCUACCAGAUUGCCAAAACAAGGAAGAGACGAGCUGUUUAUGGAUGAGAAGGGAAGGCAUCUUUUAGUGAUGCGAAAAGGCAAUUUGUACACGUUUGAUAUUGUCGAUCGCGGUGGAAAUUUGGUGAAUCCGGCAGAGAUUCACUCUCAUUUGAAGUACAUUUUGUCAGAUGAAACCCCAGCAGCUUCCAGUCCGAUUGGUGUCUUAACAAGUGAGAAUAGAGACGUGUGGGCAGGUUUAAGGGAGAAGCUAAUCGCCAGUGGCAACGGAGGACUUUUACAGACCGUGGACAGUGCAUUGUUUUGCCUCUGUCUUGAUGACCAAGUUAUGAAGGACAAUAUUCACAUGUGUCACACCAUGCUUCAUGGAGAUGGGUGCAAUUGCUGGUUUGACAAGUCCUUCAAUAUCAUCAUAACCAAAGACGGAAAUGCAGGGAUCAAUUUUGAGCAUUCAGGAAGAGAUGGAGAGACAAUAGUCACACUCAUGACUAAAAUCUUCAAAGAUACAAUGGAAAAACCCAUUGUGAACCCUGGCUCUGCUCCUGCCGCUGUAGACUCGGCCUCCACUGUCCAAAGACUGCAGUUCAACUUAGAUGGUGAAUUGAAAAGCGAUAUUCAAAAAGCCAAGGAGAAUUUUGAUGCAGCAGUAUCGAAAUUGACCCUAAGUGAUUUGAUGUUUAAAAAGGGAGGUAAAGAGCAGUUGAAAAAGAGCAAGUUGAGUUCAGAUUCUAUCGCUCAAUUGGCAUUCCAUAUGGGGUUUUUGAGGCAGUAUGGACAAACCGUAGUCAGCCUGGAGCCUUGUAGAACAUCAGUCUUUAAACAUGGGCGUCUAGAGAUGAUGAAAACGGGCAGCAUUCACACCAAGCACUGCGCUCACGCUUUUGUCCAUGAACCAGGGAAGCACAGUGUAGCGGAGCUGAGGGCCAUGCUGAACGAGUGCUCCAAAUACCACAAGCAGCUCAUCAAAGAAGCAGCUAUGGGCCAAGGUUUUUACUACCAUCUCACUGCCAUGCUGUACUUGGCCAAGUCAAAGGGGCAGCCUCUGCACAGCCUGUACACAGACCCAGCCUACAUCUCCUUCAACCACAACACCCUUUGGACCAGCCAUCUCAACAGUCCUGUUAUAAGCUCUGGGGGGUUUGCUCCCGAUGUCCCGGAUGGAUUUGGGGUGUACUACAGGUUUGGUGAUGACUGGAUCCAAUUUAACACAUCCUCAUACUCAACUCGAAAUGUGCAUGAGUUUCAGCAAUGUGUCUACAAGUCAUUCGAGGACAUUUUUACAGUUCUGGAAGGAAAGCCACUGAGUUAACUACUCCACAAGAGUUAGAAUACUGUAUAAAGUGGUCAUUAAAAUGAAACUAUUUCAAGUGAAUGGAAACUGAACAUGCAGAUGCACAUUUUCACUUCAGAAGAUUGUUUCUGUUC
Boleophthalmus pectinirostris (great blue-spotted mudskipper) is the source of this 2105-nucleotide messenger RNA. RefSeq names its product carnitine O-palmitoyltransferase 2, mitochondrial-like. Gene Ontology annotation, molecular function: carnitine O-palmitoyltransferase activity. Lineage: Eukaryota; Metazoa; Chordata; Actinopteri; Gobiiformes; Gobiidae. Gene Ontology annotation, biological process: fatty acid beta-oxidation. Gene Ontology annotation, cellular component: mitochondrion. Bases 1 to 1989 code for a protein of 662 amino acids. The record is from RefSeq and is a predicted model, not a curated record. The transcript has 5 exons.